ACAAUGAGAGGGGUCUUGAAAAUGACCUGGUUUCUCAUAGGAUUAAAUUUCGGCCUGGGGUAUAUCAAAAAUAAAUGCUAUUGCCCUGGGGACCCAGAGCUUGAUGAAAAUCUGCAAAACCAGACCGCCAUUUUGAGAACACAGAUAGAACGCACCAAUCUGAUAAAACCAGUAAAGACUCCAACUGGACUACCUCCCAUAGAUGUUCUAAAGAUUAUGUUCCCUGAAUUAAAUGAAGCUGAUCUUCUUGCUCUUACCAAAGAACAGGUAAAUGCUAAAAAUGUUGAAAAUAUUGCUGCCCAACAAGGUAUCCUUGGCAUUACAACUCAAGCGACUCAGCCUCCCUUGACUUCAACCGUUGCUGGUGCAAAUGGAUCUACAGUUGCAAGUGCAACUGGUACUACGAUUGCUGGUGCUACUGGAACUACAAUUACUGGUGCAACUGGAAUUACAGUUGCUGGUGAAACUGGAACAACAGUUGCAAGUGCAACUGGAACUAUAGUUUCUGGUGCAACUGGAAUAACAGUUGCUAGUGCAACUGACACUACAGUUGCUGGUGCAGCCAAUACUACAGCUGCCACAACAUUGGCUAGACGGAAACGACAAGCAACAGAAACUGCCACAACAGCAUCUACAACUUUAGGACCAACUACAGCCCCUCCUCCGAAAGUAUCUCCAACUUUGAGCUUGGAAAUGGCACCAGCAACUUUGGAUGGAAUUAAAGUUUCAAAUGCAAUAACAGGAGCUGGAAAACUUUGCACUUGUACAAAUACCACAACUAGAUUUAGAAAGAAGUUUGUCACAAACAUUCCAUGGAGUGAUGAUCUAGCAAACAUUAGAUCUUCAGCCUUUCAGACUGCAAAGGAGAACGUUGAAACAAAUUUAAGUUUUGUGUACAGCAAAAUGCCUCUGUUUGGAGGUGUUUAUGCCCUCUAUGCAUUCCCCUCAACAGAUCUACCAGAUGUUGGUACACCUACUGUAGCACCUGGCAGGAAAAAGAGGAGUGUUACUGCUGCUUUUGAUACGGAAUUUCUAAUUGUUUCAAAUACUUCAAAAGUAUCGUCCCUGGAUGCCUUUGCUCCUGCACCUAAUACCACCACAACAUUAGCUGAUAUUGGAUACACUGCUGUAAAAGGAGAAGCUGCCUACUGCAAUGUUUCCUCAAUUCUGGUUUAUAAGCCACCAGCACACCUGCAACUUACAACAACAACCCCAUUGGUUCCUGUUGGGUGGCCUGCAGAGUAUAUUUGUGCAGGACCAACACAGGUCUUUGAUAGUUCAAGUCCCUACUUGGAUCCAGAUGGCAAUGGAAAGUUUGCAGUAGUUUGUGGACCAAAUGCUGUUUUUGAUAAACCUGUAUGGCCAAAAGCCAUCGAUUGUUUGACCCCUCCAAUGUGUACUGAAUUUCCUAACCCACCAGAAGAAAGCAUGAUUAAAAUUCCAACACAGUCAGUUGUUGUAGAUGACACCACCAUCAGGGCAAAUGUUCUUGCAGGAUCAUCAUUGUACUACACGUGCAGAAACCCAAAAGCAAUUUUCAAGGAUGGAACAGGAAACGUGAUUGAAUCAAAAUGUCCAACCUAUGUACCUCCAACAACAGCACCAGUUUCAAAUAACACCAACGGUACUACUGUUGCUCCAACAACUUCUGGUCCUAUCCAGCCUAUUCUAUCAGUUAAGGAGAUAACAUCUUGGCCGACUUGUAUAAAUCAGUGUGAAGACUGGCCUGUGAUUAGCCCAACAUUAGGAGGACUGUCCUUGGUGGGAGAUGAACAAACUAUGAAAGUUUAUGAAAACAUGAAUGUAACCUAUGCAUGUCCUCCAAACUCAUUGAUGAUGGAUGGAAAUACAUCCAUAACCAUUACUUGCACUGAUAAAGGAUUUCAAAAGCUGAAAACUUGGCCAAAAUGUUUGGCAAUUUGUGAACCCUCUGCAAGCAAUCCAACAGUUCCUGCAGAAUUCCAAGGGCAAUAUGUUCCUUGCAGUUUUGUUAACUCAGAAUGUCUUACACAUGAUGAAAUGGUAGCAAAGUUUCGAACAACAACUACUCCUGUCACCACACUUGCCCCAAGUACCACUAAAGCUGCAACUACUGUAGCUACUACACUUGAUCCUAACACAGAAACUUCUACAAUAGCAGCUUCAGCUAUUGAUGCUUCUGCUACAACAACAGUCCUGGCAAGAAAGAAGAGAGAACUUCCCAAUCCAAAUGUUCCCUUUGGGAUUAUUUACCUUGAAAAUGAUUUCAUGGUCUUUAAAUGCAAGGAUCCAACAUUUGGAAUGCCUAGAACAUUUUUAAGGGUGAAAUGUUUAAACACUGGUAAAUUUAACCCACCUCCCGUGUGGCAAAAGUGCACACUGAUAACAACUACCACUACCACAACUACAACUACCACAACAGAGGAUCCUUUUUGUUCCAAACCAACCAUAAACAAAUAUGCUAACUUUCUGAACAAAUGUGUUUGCCGAAUGGAUAAAUGUCUCCAAGAUAGAAGAAACUUGUUGCCAGAUCCCUAUCAAAAAGAAAAUUUUAAGGACUGCCCAGUCUAUGCCCGCAGAACUAUUAAUAAUGUUACUAUAGAUCUUCACUGGAUGUUUGCUGGAUGUCCGACUUCUGAAGAUCCAGCAGCCGACAAGAAAGCAGAAAAGUUUGAUGUUAAUACUGGCACUGGAGAUAUGUAUUCUUCUGAUCUUGGUGAUCAUGUGGAGUUUCGAAAAGAUAUUGGAUGUGUUCUAAGAAAAGUUCAGAACUCUGUUUAUUCACCUCCUGGAUCAACACCAACAGCAUCUACUCAAUGUGCUGAUCUGGCAACUCUUGCCCAAGCUUUAAUUGAUGCUUCCAACACAGAAAAUAAAUUUGUUAGAAAUAUUAAAGCAAAUGAGCAAAGAAUCAAUACAAUUCUAAGUUUGAAUGUACAAGUAGGAGGCUGCAUGGGAGAUGCUACACUUGAAGGUCUCAAAACAACACUGCAAACUCUGAUGAAAGAUCAGAAAAUAUUUCUUGAUGGUAUUGACAACCAACUGAAGGUUGAUAGACCUAUGUGUCCUACUUUGCCUCCACCAACUACUGUUGCUUCAAACUUAUCAAUAACUAAUGCAACUGGAUCAACUACUGCUGGAAGUGUAUCAACAGCUGCCACAUCAUCUUCUGUUACCACUCCUGCUCCUGUGACAGAUCCUUGGGCUCAUUUAUUGAACAUAUCUUCUUGCAUUGAGCCAUCAACUACUACAGCAGCUCCUUCUAGUUCUUCCACUGCAGCACCAAGCUUAGGACGACGAAGAAGAGAAAUAAGGGUAAAACGAGAAAUCCAGAAUAUUUGUGAUCCAGAGAUAGUAUUUGGUGUUCUUAUUAAGAAGGCUGUUGCAUGGAGUUGGACUCUUGACCUUGAAUACUGCAAUUGUGGCAAUGCAUCUGAAGCUUUAAACAAUAGUUUUCAUACUCCUGGUGACACUUCUAAGGGGAACUAUUAUCCAGGAGAUAUGUAUACCUACUAUGCGAUCAGUGAAACAGCUUGGGAUGGAGCACUAGAGAGCGACAGAACUCCUUUGUAUAAACUCUGGCAACGGUCUAUCAUGAAUGAGAUUCCACUUUUAGUCAAGAACUCGUGGAUUGCAGCGGAAGUAAAACCGGAAGUUAAUUUCGUCGAUUUUGUGAAAUCUGAUCCCGGCGGUUUCAUCUCAGGAAAGUUCAAUCUCACUUUUAGGCGACCUCAUAGCGACAACCCAGAAAGGUUCAUAUCUGCUAUGGAAGAAGUGUGUGCCCGUUAUGAGAAGCUGAAUGAGACCAGAGGAGUAUUUGAUGAGCUGUUCGCAGGAUACCAAAAGAGAAUAUAUACGCAUCAUGUACUUGAACUGCGUAGCCUUGAACCGGAACCAGAAGAGGAAGUGACAGCAUCAGCUCUUGUUGAUGAAGAUAGAGAAUUAACUCUUGAAGAAAAGCAGGAUAAGAUCAAGGCAGAGAGAGCUAUUGACGAACCACUCAGGAUUGUUCUUUUACCUAUUGGAUUAGUGCUUCUUCUUGUUCUUUUUGGAGUUCUUACUUUCAAAACAAGAGCAUGCUCACUCAAAACAUGGUGCAAAUAAGGAGGAGAAGGAGGAGAAGGAGGAGAAGGAGGAGAAGGAAGAGAAGGAGGAGAAGGAGGAGAAGGAGGAGAAGAAGGAAAAGGAGGAGAAGAAGGAGAAGGAAGGAGAAGGAGGAGAAGGGAAAUGACCUGGAACUAUAUUGCUCAGGACUUGAAUAAUGUAAUAUUGUCAGCGCGGAAUAUUUCUGUAACAUAUUGUAGCUUAUUUAUUUUAGAUCUUUCAUGUUAAUAUUAUAAAAUAAUAAAUAUAAUAUUUUGUAAAAAUUGAUUU
This is a messenger RNA of Eurytemora carolleeae, 4353 nucleotides long. RefSeq lists its product as uncharacterized. The record is from RefSeq and is a predicted model, not a curated record. Bases 4 to 4083 code for a protein of 1359 amino acids. Lineage: Eukaryota; Metazoa; Arthropoda; Copepoda; Calanoida; Temoridae. The transcript has 24 exons.